Molecule: messenger RNA, 986 nt
Organism: Aptenodytes forsteri (emperor penguin)
Lineage: Eukaryota; Metazoa; Chordata; Aves; Sphenisciformes; Spheniscidae
Gene: FBLN7
Product: fibulin 7
Exons: 5
Coding region: 16-864 (282 amino acids)
Biological process (GO): complement activation
Cellular component (GO): extracellular region
Molecular function (GO): calcium ion binding; serine-type endopeptidase activity
Source: RefSeq, a predicted model, not a curated record
GCCGCCAUCCGGCAGAUGCAGCAGCUGCUGAAGGGGCAGGAGACGCGCUUCACCGAGGGCCUCCGCGUGAUGAAGAGCCGGCUGAGCACCCUGCACGCCUCCCUGGCGCCCAAAGCCGCCCCCGAGCCGCCGGCCGCCUCCUGCCCUGCCCUGCAAGCCCCCGCGGACGGGAGGAAGUUUGGCACCAAGUAUUUGGCGGAGCACGAGGUUCACUUCACCUGCGACCCGGGCUUCCAGCUCCUGGGCUCCAGCACGCGGACGUGCCAGGCCAACGGCAGCUGGACCGGGCAGGAGCCCCGCUGCGUAGAGAUCAGCGAGUGCUCGAGCAGCCCCUGCCAGAACGGCGGGACGUGCCUUGUACUUUACAUCGACGAGUGCGCCCUGUCACAGGAUAACUGCACGAGGGGGACCACCUGCAUCAACACGGGGGGGGGCUUCCAGUGCGUCAGCCCCCAGUGCCCCCAGCCCGCCGGCAACGUCACCUACGUCAAAACAUCACCCUUCCAGUGCGAGCGCAACCCCUGCCCGAUGGAGAGCCGGUCGUGCCACCAAGCACCCAAAACCAUCUCCUUCCACUACCUUCCCCGGCGGCCGGCGGCGGCGCCCGGACGGCCGACAGCCUGCGCUUCGGCAUCGUGGGCGGCAGCAACCGCGGCCACUUCGGAUGCAGCGGGCGGCAGCAACCGCGGCCACUUCGUGAUGCAGCGGUCGGACCGGCAGACCGGGGAGCUCAUCCUGGUGCAGAGCCUCAAGGGUCCCCAGACCAUCCAGGUGGACGUGGACAUGUCCGAGUACCUGGACCGUGUCUUCCAGGCCAAGCACGUGUCCAAAAUCACCGUCUUCGUCUCCGCCUAUGAGUUUUAGGGGAGGCGGCAGCCGGGGCGGCUUCCCUGACGGCGAUGGUCCCCGCUCAGCACCCUCCACCCGAAAGCGCUAGCCCUGGAGGCAGGCGUGUAAUGGGAGCUCCAGGUGACAUCCCACGCCGA